AUCACAUGCCUUCCUCUCCAUCUCUAACCGAGUCAACGUUUGUGCGGAGACCGGACAAUCUGUUGGAUCUAAUUCCAAUUUCUUCUCCUCGGGAGCUGCUUGCUACUGUUGUUUUGCUGUGAAUGAAUUUUGGUAGCUCUUAGAAAAGAUGGACGCAUCCGCCGUGGUCCGUGUGGUGGAUAAGCUCAGCAAGCUCAUCUACCAAGAAGCAAACUACUUGGGCGGCUUCCGCGACGCGGUGGAGUGGCUGAACACUGAGCUGCACCGAAUCCAAUGCUUCCUCAAAGACGCGGAGCCCAAGGGAAGCAAGGGAGACGAAAGAGUGAAGAAUUGGGUGCGCGAGAUCCGAGGCGUGGCCUACGAGAUCGAAGACCUCAUCGACAUCAUCGGAGCUGCGUCCAAGAGGAAGAAUCACCGGAGGAGAAAACGAACCUUCGUUGGGUUAGCGUCAAGAUAUGCCACUGCCCCCUUUGACUAUUAUUCCCGGCACCAUCUUCUUUGCGGUAUCGAUCGGAUUAAGGAAAAGAUCGUGGACAUUUCUAGGAGCAGAGAAAUCUUUGGCGUUUCCAAUUUUGGUGGUAGCCGCGAUCCUGAUCGUGUGGAUGUCAACCUUCCCACGCCUCUACUCGCGUCCCCUGAUUUCGAGGAUGACGUUCAUCUCGUUGGCUUGGAGGAAGACAAGGAGCUACUGGUGCGGCACUUGAUCGAUCAGCAGAAUCAAUGGCGAAGCUUCGUUUCUGUAGUGGGCAUGGGCGGCCUCGGCAAGACUACCCUCGCCAAGAAGGUCUACCGUGAUCCUCGAGUCCGAAGGCAGUUCGACGUGCUGUGCUGGGUCAGCGUCUCCAAAAACUACAGAGGAGCCGAGUUCCUGAACUGCAUCAUCGAAAAAGUCAUGGGCCUCACCGGGGAGGAAUUGCUGAGGAUGAGGCGGGAGGAGCUCGAGAGGAAGCUCGAUCAGCAGUUCAAGUGUUGGGUGUAAAUUCGUUACAAUCUGUGUGAUUGUCUCAAAAGCUCUGUUUCACACUUCUGAGUGCGUAUCAGAUGUACAAAGACUUAUAAUCAAAUAUGUUUGAGCAGAUAAUCUCAAACUGUCGACUCUAGCGAGCCGAGCCACGUACCGAGUAGAUGAGUUGUGGACACCGUGAGUUGUCGAGCGGCGUCACGUUGCUGCUGAGAGUUGCUGACAGGGUGUCGAGAGUUGCAACACGAACUCAGA
Molecule: messenger RNA, 1216 nt
Organism: Zingiber officinale
Lineage: Eukaryota; Viridiplantae; Streptophyta; Magnoliopsida; Zingiberales; Zingiberaceae
Product: putative disease resistance RPP13-like protein 3
Exons: 2
Coding region: 149-979 (276 amino acids)
Molecular function (GO): ADP binding
Source: RefSeq, a predicted model, not a curated record